Molecule: messenger RNA, 3234 nt
Organism: Brenthis ino (lesser marbled fritillary)
Lineage: Eukaryota; Metazoa; Arthropoda; Insecta; Lepidoptera; Nymphalidae
Source: the annotation of a GenBank genome assembly
AUGUUUUCCAAAUCAUUAACGAGUAAAGAUACAUUCUUAGAACAGACUAAAGCAGCAAGAGAAGAACGUGCUCUAGAAAAAAAAAGAGAACAAUCAGCGAUUAAAAUACAAGCAAUCGUUCGUGGUUGGCUCGCACGACAGAGAUUCAUCAAGAUUAUUCUAAAUGAGUUUGACCAACUUCUCCCAGAGUCCACCAGCCAGGGUUCACAUGAUGAACCACAACAUCCUGAGCUUAUUCAAGCCUUGGAUGUUUACAAAGUUGCUUGUCAACUCUUCCUUGUAUUUAAGAAACAGAGAGAUAAAAAGAGAUUUGAGAAACUCUGCAAAUAUAUUGUACAGAGCCUACACUCUGAAUCAGUUAAGAUAUCAUAUGUUGGAGUGUUCCUUAAUAAAGAGUACAGUUUAAGAUGGAUCUCUCAUAUAAAGGAUUUACUGUACAAAUGCUGCCAGUACCUCGAGGAGUUAAAACCUGAAUCACCAAUAGACAUGCAGAGUAUUCUAAUACACUUACACACAUUAUUAGCAUUCACAGCUACAAACACUUGGGCAUUGACUCGGCUAAAAAACUUUGAGAAACUCAGAGGUGGAAUGACACAAUUGUGUGCUAAUGUUAUGGGAUCACUUUUUCACAGAGGCUAUUACUUAACUCUAAAGUCUCUUCUCCUUCGUGGGCUUUGCCGUGAGAAAGUGAGCCUUAAGAAUAUAUCAUUAACAGCAAUAGUGACGCUGGCUUUACGUCCACUUGUAUCAGCUCAGUUCUCCGAGAAGCUACUAACAAUGUACAUUAUACAGAUAUUAUCUGUGCCCACACUUGUCUUCCACAUGCAACAAAUAUCACCUGAGUCAAUAGCAGCCUUCAGAUCUCACGCAAUGUUCGACAAAUGCAUCGAGUUCCUUAGCGCAGACCAGAAUAUGCGUAUUGUAUUCAAUACACUGGAAGGCAACUAUGCUUUAUGUCUUCUAGCAAAUUUGAUACAACUGGCUUAUUCUGAGAGGGAUCAUGCUAACCCGGGUACAUAUUACCCUACUUUUGUGCUCGUCGUAACCCGCUUUUUGGACAGCUGUCAGCAAUACGUAGUAUGUAAGAAGGGGAACUUAAGCAACUGGCAUCCCGUACUGGGCUGGUUUUCCCAAAGUUUUGACGCCUAUUUACCCCCGGCCAUGGGGAAUUUGAGGACACAGCUAUCUUUGUUAUGGGGAGUGCAGUUAUUGAAGAAGUUAUUGGGGAAUCCUUUAAAGGAAAUGUUAGAUGCGGGAAUUUCUGGAGAAGAGGGAGCGGGACCCUCUCAACCUUCGACUCCUGUGCAGAGCAAUAAUCCCGCCUCGUUCAUUAGACGUGCUAUCGAGGCCAGAACUAAUAGAGCGAAUUCCAGUAAAAAUUUUAGAAAAUUAGGAUCUCCGGACUGCACUAAAGUUGCUCUCAUAUGCUCCAUGUACCACACGGCGUUGCAGACCAUGUCACAAGUCAAGCUGGAUAUAUUGACAGGUCUCUGCAAUCAAGAUGAAAUACUUCAUUCGCUAUGGCAAUUUCUAUGCACGUUGGGACCAAAUAGCGGUUUGAAAUCUUUCCUGGAUCUCUUAGCGCUUAAUACGAAAGCGUCUGCGCCGGAGUUCCAGAUGUUGGUUUUAUUCUCGGAUUGUAUGACUCAUUAUGUCACAAUAUUGGACGAUAUGGAAAUGUAUGAAAAGCAGGAUCCAUUCAAGUUGCAAGAUUUUCUUAACAUGUCGUUGUUCCUCAACAUGUUUAUAUACAAAUCCAUCAUAGGACAAUUAUUUGAUCUGAAAACGAUACAGAGCAACGAAGUGUUCUCGUCGCUGCACACGCUGCUGCUGGCGCUGUACCGGCGCGACUGCCGCCGCGCCUUCGCGCCGCCGCAGCACUGGCUCGUGCGCGACAUACGCGACACGCAGUUCAUGGCCGACCUGGAGAAGGGCAAGAAACCACAACAGGUACUCGUACAAAAGACUCCACACAUGAUCGCUCACGGCGAGCGCGUCAGACUGUUCAGACGAGCUGUUGCAGAUGAAAAGGUAGUGCUAGGUCUGACGGAGCGCGCGUGCGGCGGGCGCUCCACGCUGGUGACGGUGCGCCGCACGCGCCUGGUGGAGGACGGCUACCGGCAGCUGGCGGCGCUGCCGAGCCGCGCGCUGCGCGGCGUCGUGCGCGUGCGCUUCAUCAACGAGCAGGGGCUGGACGAGGCGGGCAUUGACCAGGAUGGCGUGUUCAAGGAGUUUCUAGAAGAAACGAUCAAACGAGUGUUCGACCCGUCACUCAACUUGUUCCGUGUGACGAGUGAGGAAAGACUGUACCCGUCGCCCACCUCGUGCCUGCAGGAGAACCAUUUGCAGCUGUUCGAGUUCAUCGGACGGAUGCUCGGGAAAGCUGUUUAUGAAGGUAUCGUAGUGGACGUGCCUUUCGCCUCGUUCUUUCUCAGCCAAGUGUUGGGGCAGACGCAGCAGGCGCUGUACAGCUGGAUUGACGAGCUGCCGUCCCUGGACCGCGACUUGUACCGCAGUCUCACUUAUAUAAAGCAUUUUCAGGGUGACAUUUCCAGUUUAGAACUCACUUUCUCCGUGGAUGAAGAGAGAUUGGGUGAGAUUGUGACUCACGAACUGGUACCAGGUGGUAAAGCUAUACCUGUCACUAAUGAAAAUAAGAUAAAUUAUAUACAUCUGAUGGCGCACUUCCGAAUGCAUACUCAAAUCAAAGAUCAGACCAACGCCUUCAUUAAGGGAUUCAGAACUAUUAUUAAUCCAGAAUGGCUUUCGCUAUUUUCCACGCCUGAGCUGCAGCGCCUCAUCAGCGGCGACAACGUGCCGCUGGACCUGCGCGACCUGCGCCGCCACACGCAGUACUACGGCGGCUUCCACGACUCGCACCGCGUCGUGUGCUGGCUGUGGGACGUGCUGCAGCGGGACUUCACCGAGAACGAGCGCGCCAUGUUCCUUAAGUUUGUGACGUCGUGCUCCAAGCCUCCAGUGCUCGGGUUCGCACAUCUAAAGCCGCCAUUCUCCAUACGCUGCGUCGAAGUGGGUGACGAUGAAGAUACUGGCGAUACUAUAGGUAGCGUAAUACGCGGAUUCUUCACGAUACGCAAGAAAGAUCCACUGAAUCGACUUCCUACGUCUUCGACAUGUUUCAAUCUACUCAAGCUACCGAAUUACCAAAAACGAAGCACUCUAAGGGAUAAACUACGAUAUGCAGUAAAUAGCAACACUGGUUUCGAAUUAUCU